AUGAGUUAAAAAGAUCAACAAAUAUCAAGCUCAGGGGAGAUUGUCUUCUUAGAGAGUUAAGCUUAAUAUGAUUCUUUAUUAUAAAAAGUAGCAUAGUUAGAAAGCUAAGUGAAAAAAUUGGAAUCGAAUAAUUAGCAAAUAUAGAAAAAUUUCAGUAUGAAAGAGAGACAAUAUUAAUAAUUAAUUGAGGAAUUCUCGAACUAUAAAAAAAGUGAAUAAGAGUAUGUAGAAAAUAGGGAAAAUAGUUCGUUAAAGCUAUUGCACUAGUUUAAGAUUUACGAGAAAUAAAUAAAAGAAUAACGAGAGAUGAUAAAGAAUUUAAAAGAAUAAAAUUAAAAAUUACUUGAUGAAAAUAGAGAAUUAGAGAAUCAAAAGGAUUAUCUUUAAAGUUAAAAUUCCGUAAUUGAUCAAGAAAAACAGAAAAUUUUUAUUUCAUAUUAUUCUAGAAAGAAAGAACUAGAGGAAGUUGCUUUAGAAAAGAACAAAUUUGAAGAGGAAUUGAAGUCGUAUAAAGAAAAAAUUUAAAAUUUGGAAGGUUAAAUUGAAACACUUCAAUAAAAAUAGAUUCAUUAGGAAUAGGAAAUAAGCUAUUUGAAAAAAAUAUCUGAAGAGAAAGAAAAAUACUUAUCAAAAGUUUAAGAUGACUUAAAGAAAUACUUAGAACAAGAGCAUAUAGUUAAGUAACCAAAUCAAGAAGAGUAUAAAGUAAAAGUUAUUCAAAAUCUGAGAUAAAUUAUGUAAGAAAUAGUUGGAAGAUUUGCACAUUUAUCAGAGGAACUGAAAGAUAAUGAAAAUGAGAAAAUAAACAGGAGGAGUGAGGAAAUUGCAUUUCUAAAUAAAACAUUUAAUGUUCAAUUGCGAUUGGAGCUAGAAAAAAUAUUUAUUACGUUUAAACAUGAAAUAAGAGACAAUGAAGUUCGUGAAUGAAAUCAAUAUAUAUUGGAAGAUAAUAAUUAAUAAUCAUUUUUA
Paramecium tetraurelia is the source of this 969-nucleotide messenger RNA. RefSeq lists its product as uncharacterized. The transcript has 6 exons. Lineage: Eukaryota; Ciliophora; Oligohymenophorea; Peniculida; Parameciidae. The record is from RefSeq and is a predicted model, not a curated record.